ACUACAGGCCGGGCUUCCAUCGCAGUGUACUUCUGUUGGCAGUUGUCUCAGUACAUUCGUCCCGGGACCAGUCCACAGCUUUGUGUGGGAGCAAGAUGGAGGCUGAUCUGUCUGGCUUUAAUAUCGAUGCCCCCCGUUGGGACCAGUGCACUUUCCCGGGACGGGUGAAACACUUCUUCAAUAUCACAGACCCGCGCACCAUCCUGGUCCCAGAGCGGGAGCUGGACUGGGCCAAGGGGAUGGUGGAGAAGAGCAGAAUGGGGGUCGUGCCCCCGGGCACCCAAGUGGAGCAGCUGCUGUACGCCAAGAAGCUGUAUGACUCAGCCUUCCACCCUGACACCGGGGAGAAGAUGAACGUCAUUGGGCGGAUGUCCUUCCAGGUCCCCGGCGGCAUGAUCAUCACAGGCUUCAUGCUCCAGUUCUACAGGACGAUGCCAGCGGUGAUCUUCUGGCAGUGGGUGAACCAGUCCUUCAAUGCCUUAGUCAACUAUACCAACAGGAAUGCAGCUUCCCCCACGUCUGUCAGGCAGAUGGCCCUUUCCUACAUCACAGCCACAACCACUGCGGUGGCCACUGCUGUGGGCAUGAACAUGUUGACGAAGAGAGCUCCACCCCUGGUGGGCCGCUGGGUGCCCUUUGCCGCUGUGGCGGCUGCUAACUGUGCCAACAUUCCAAUGAUGCGACAGCAGGAACUCAUCCAGGGCAUCUGCGUGAAGGACAGGAAUCACAAUGAGAUCGGUCAUUCCCGGAGAGCUGCAGCCAUAGGCAUCACCCAAGUGGUUAUUUCUCGGAUCACCAUGGCAGCCCCUGGCAUGAUCUUGCUCCCAGUCAUCAUGGAAAGGCUGGAGAAGCUGCAUUUCAUGAAGAAAGUCAAGGUCCUGCAUGGCCCAUUGCAAGUUCUGCUGUCUGGCUGCUUCCUCAUCUUCAUGGUACCAGUGGCUUGUGGGCUCUUCCCACAGAAAUGUGAACUGUCAGUUUCUUAUUUGGAACCAGAACUCCAAGACACCAUCAAGGCCAAGUAUGGAGAACUUGUGCCUUAUGUCUACUUCAAUAAGGGCCUCUAAAUGCCCCAUCCCAGCAAGGACUAGUCUAUACCCAUAUUCACCUUCCUUAGCUGCCUUGUACACCUGUGCCCUCAUUUCUUUGCCAACAGGGCCUAAAGGUCAGGGUGGAUUUGGGG
This is a messenger RNA of Odobenus rosmarus divergens (Pacific walrus), 1180 nucleotides long. RefSeq names its product sideroflexin 2 (gene SFXN2). The transcript has 12 exons. Gene Ontology annotation, biological process: monoatomic ion transport; serine import into mitochondrion. Gene Ontology annotation, molecular function: monoatomic ion transmembrane transporter activity. The record is from RefSeq and is a predicted model, not a curated record. The coding region runs from base 96 to 1064 and encodes 322 amino acids. Gene Ontology annotation, cellular component: mitochondrial inner membrane. NCBI's taxonomy places the organism in Eukaryota, Metazoa, Chordata, Mammalia, Carnivora, Odobenidae.